Gasterosteus aculeatus aculeatus (three-spined stickleback) is the source of this 1847-nucleotide messenger RNA. RefSeq names its product ADP-ribosylation factor 4-like. NCBI's taxonomy places the organism in Eukaryota, Metazoa, Chordata, Actinopteri, Perciformes, Gasterosteidae. Gene Ontology annotation, molecular function: GTP binding; GTPase activity. The record is from RefSeq and is a predicted model, not a curated record.
GCCCGGACGUGGCACUCGGCAGAGCCCUAUAACCGGAUCAGCGUAAAGCUAAUACACGUCAGUUUUGCUGAGGUUAAUAUCAGUCCUUCUUUCUUACAAUAUAUUCAGACAUCAUCGAGCGAAUAUGGGGCUAACAAUCUCGUCGAUCUUUGAGCGGAUGUUUGGCAAAAAACAAAUGAGGAUUUUGAUGGUUGGGCUCGAUGCUGCCGGAAAAACAACUAUCUUGUACAAAUUGAAGCUUGGUGAAAUUGUGACCACCAUUCCAACCAUUGGUUUCAAUGUGGAGACAGUAGAAUAUAAAAACAUCAGCUUCACUGUGUGGGAUGUGGGUGGCCAGGACAAGAUCCGACCUCUCUGGAGACAUUACUUCCAGAACACACAGGGCCUCAUCUUCGUGGUGGAUAGCAAUGACAGAGAAAGAGUGGCAGAAUCUGCAGAGGAGCUCACGAAGAUGCUGAAUGAGGAUGAGUUGAAAGAUGCCGUGUUGCUGGUGUUUGCCAACAAACAGGACCUUCCCAAUGCCUUAACAGUGAACGAACUCACAGACAAACUUGGCCUGCAGACCCUCCGCCACAAAAAUUGGCAAAUUCAGUCUACUUGUGCCACCCAGGGUGCUGGGCUGUAUGAGGGACUCGAAUGGCUAUCCAAAGAGUUAACCAAGAACUAAAGAAGGCUCAGCCUAACGGAGAGAUGAGGCUCAACUCCACAGAACCGCAGAGAAGGCACAGACAUUCAAUCCAGAAACAUUUGCUCUUCCGGAACCAAUGUUGACCAAAAGGACUAGGCUGGUGGACAAUGUAUGAUUGUCUUUGGGAAAUUUUAAUACCACAUCUUUUUUUCUUAUCAAAAAUAUUACCUUAUUAUCUUGUUAUAGUCCUGUUUUUUGUUUUCUCUUUUUUUGUUCCCUAACUCUUACAUGGCAACAAUUUUCUAAAUAUGCAUUCAGUUGCGUGGUGAGCGAAUUGCCGUAAAGGGAAAUUGAAUGGAAACAAUAGCUGGAGUGAAGGAAGUGUUUUUUCCACGUGUUACCUCUGCUUCUGUCUUGGCAGAAUUUGCAGUAAUUGACCACUUGUAUAAUUUGAAUGACUUUGUUGGCCAUUGAGCUCGGAGCUGGCGGAUCUGAUAAUACAACUAUAGCUUUGGUGAGGGGCGACCCGUCGGUUCCCUGCGGCUUUUCAUCUCUUUACUCCUCUUUAUUUGACUCCUGCACAUAACUGAUCCUUUGCUCUUUACCGCUAUAUCUCGUACGUACUCACGUCCUUUAAAGGCUUGUGGCCCGUAGAGUGAGAUGGAUGAGGAAUCCAUCUGUGUGCCUUCUGGUCCCGUUUAACACAAAUCUGACUAAUCCUUUUUGCAUCUCAUUCUUAGGCACUUUAGCGCUUAAGUGACUGAAUAUUAUGACAAAACACAUUUUCUUCUGCAGUGUAUGCUGACAUGCAGCAGAGCCGCACUAGUGUAAAUGUAGAUUGCUUCUAUCAACUAGGAUUUCAUACCAUUUAUUUCUAACCUUUUUAUUUUUACAGCCACCAUGGAUACAUCAGGAUUUGAUUUGAUUUUUAUUUCUGCUGACACUCUUAACAGAAAAUCUUUUCCACUCUAAAAGGAGGAAGGAAGCGCCUUGUUUGUGUGGACACAUGGCCGACACAAUAAAGCAGCACGUUUUUGUUUGUUCUGGUUUGUUGUAGUGUCUGAAGGCAAAUACUGUAAACAAAAACAUACUUGCCCUAUUUCUUUUUGUGUGUACAUUCCAACCUAUGCUUGCAGAUGCUGGAGCUGUCACUCUUAAAAUGUUUCCCAAAAAACAUUUUACAAAAAAGCUCUUAAUAAAGACUGUUAAAACCAAUUUA